UCCUGCUAGCUGUUUUAACUGAGCGCUGCCACUGCCAGGAGCAACACUGGCAGACCAGACGUGUUAGACAGGUUGAUGCACGUCAAUGUCGGUAACUUCCAAGUUCACAUCGCUCCUUUUCGUUAGCUUACAUCAUAAGUUACUUCCGCAAGUUACCAGUGUUUUGUAUCAGUCCACUGUCGUGACGUUUUAUAGCUUUACACGAAACGUUAAGCGAUCUUCAACCUGUUGGAAAGCGUAAUGUGAUUUGCUGGAGAGACGCAGCUGAAGCUAGUUAGCAGUAAACCAGAGAGUGUUUGUAGGUCUGAGGCGACUGACACUGUAAGCUGUUAGGACUCGUCUGGAUACACUCGAGCUUGUGAUCAGGACUAAUGGAGACAGCAGGAGUUUGUGAGAUUGAUGUGGCGACCAGAAGAAUAGUUGGAGGCAGUGAUUCACCACCUGAACUGGACAGCCCUUCUCAGGAGGAGGUUGCAGAGUUCGGCUUGGGGUUGUGCUGCGCCGAGGAGGAGAGGGGGGAGACUCCGGGCAGAGAGGACAGUCCCAGUGACCUGGGGGAGGCAGAGCUCGACCCCGGAGGAGACCACAAGACCGCAGAGGACAAGGCCUUCGGGAAGGAGGUUGUUCUGUUGAUGCAGGCCCUGAACUCUCUAGCCACUCCCGAGGAGAAACUGGCUGCUUUGUGCAAGAAAUACGCAGAUCUGUUGGAGGAGAGCCGCUGCAUGCAGAAACGGCUGAAGGCCCUGCAGAAGAAGCAAUCUCAGAUUGUAAAGGAGAAGAUCCACCUGCAAGGGGAGCACAGCAAGGCCAUCCUGGCUCGCAGCAAGCUGGAGAGCCUCUGUAGGGAGCUGCAGAGACACAACAAGACUCUGAAGGAGGAGAACGCUCAGCGGUCCAGGGAGUACGAGGAGCAGCGGAAGGAGGCCAUGCUGCACUUCCAGAUGACCUUGAGCGAUAUCGAGGUGCAGAUGGAACAGCACAGCUCCCACAACACCAAGCUGAGGCAGGAGAACAUGGAGCUGGCCGAGAAGCUCAAAAAGCUGAUCGAGCAGUACGAGCUCCGAGAGGAGCACAUAGACACAGUGUUCAAGCACAAGGAGCUGCAGCAGCAGCUGAUGGACGCCAAGCUGCAGAGAAUCACAGAGAUGAUGAAAGAAGUGGAGGAGAAACAGCAGAGAGAGAGAGACUUUCUGCUGAAGGACGCCACGGAGUCCAGACGCAAGUGUGAGCUGAUGAAGGAGCAAGAAACACAGCUCAAGCAACAGCUCUCCCUGUACAUGGACAAGUUUGAGGAGUUUCAGAGCACUCUGGCUAAAAGCAAUGAGGUCUUCACCACUUUCAGACAAGAAAUGGAGAAGAUGACCAAGAAGAUCAAGAAGCUGGAGAAGGAGACGACACAGUGGAGGACCAAAUGGGAGAGUAACAACCAGGCCCUGUUGCAGAUGGCUGAGGAGAAAACCCUGCGCGAUGGUCACUUCAAGGCUCUGCAGGGGAAGCUGGAGCUGCUGGAGAGGCUGUGCAGAGCCCUGCAGAAGGAGAGGAACGACCUCAACAACCGGCUCAGCCUCCUCCAGGAGCAAGGAGGAGACAAGGAGACCACAGCGCCUCCCGAAGACCAGCCACAGGAGCUGUCGGCCGGGGAGGAAGACGAGGAGGAGGAGGAGGAGGAGGAGGUGGUGGAGGAGGAGGAGGCGGAGGAGGAAGAUGAAGAGGAGGACGGCUCAGCACAGGGCAACGGGCUGGAGUCAGAGGGCAUCCACCAAGCUCCCAGACCACCUGAACUAGACCCCACACCGGCUGCUACUGACAAAACCACUACUGCUACGACCACGCCCAGCCAGCCUGCAGAAACACCAACCACACAGCAGGACUGAAGCAGCCGACAGUCUGUGUGUGUGUGUGUAGGUGAGAAGGGUGUGAUAGUCGGGCUCCACACACCUCCAGCCUAGUUCCAUAACUAGCCAGAAAAACCAUCUUCAGUGGAGAUAGGGAUUUUGUUUCUUUUUUAAUUCUAGACUUCUGUCUCCAGGUUUCUACACUGUAACUGAACCAAUAUCUUUUUGUGCGAUAGUUAAAGAAUAAAAUGAUUGUAUCAAGGA
Messenger RNA from Thunnus maccoyii (southern bluefin tuna), 2099 nucleotides. RefSeq names its product taxilin gamma (gene txlng). Gene Ontology annotation, biological process: regulation of cell cycle. Lineage: Eukaryota; Metazoa; Chordata; Actinopteri; Scombriformes; Scombridae. The record is from RefSeq and is a predicted model, not a curated record. Gene Ontology annotation, molecular function: syntaxin binding. Bases 372 to 1874 code for a protein of 500 amino acids. The transcript is spliced from 11 exons.